Dalotia coriaria is the source of this 975-nucleotide messenger RNA. Its product is annotated as mpv17-like protein 2. Gene Ontology annotation, cellular component: cytoplasm; mitochondrion; membrane. The record is from RefSeq and is a predicted model, not a curated record. Bases 213 to 755 code for a protein of 180 amino acids. Lineage: Eukaryota; Metazoa; Arthropoda; Insecta; Coleoptera; Staphylinidae. The transcript has a single exon. Gene Ontology annotation, biological process: cellular response to reactive oxygen species; mitochondrial ribosome assembly.
UACAUCAGAUAAUAUCGAAAUAUGAGUACUUCCCACUUUACCAUCUCUAAAUUUGCCCCACAUCUCCAGUGUGGUGUACGCCUCGCUGGCACGUGCUUCAACGCAACACCACGCUCGCGGCUAACCUUACUCAUCAUGGAGCGUUUGAAAUAUGUACUUUUAGAGUAACUUCUAUUAAAACCGGAAAGUGUUCAUAUUCGGUGUCAAGCAACAUGCGAACUAUACUGGUGAAAGCAUUUAGUCCAAAGUAUUUGUUAGUUACCAAUAUAGCUUUAUCGACCGGUCUGUCAGCCCUGGGUGAUAUAAUUGAACAACGAUACGAGAUAUUUAUUGACCAUAUUCACAAAUGGGACCCAAUUCGCACAAGAAACAUGGCAGCCACUGGAGUGUCUGCUGGUCUUAUCACACAUUGGUGGUAUAAUAUAUUAGAGAGAAAAGUACCUGGAAAUACAAUUCAAGUUGUUCUCAAGAAAGUGAUGCUGGAUCAAUUUAUUUGUUCACCCAUAUCAAUUGCCAGUUUCUUCAUGACCUUAGCAAUAUUGGAGCAGAGUGAUAUGCAUACUGUUGUGAUUGAAAUCAAACAGAAAGCCUGGAGAUUAUAUGCAGCUGAAUGGGUGAUUUGGCCACCCGCUCAGUUUAUAAAUUUUUAUGUAAUGCCGCAUCGCUUUAGAGUUUUAUAUGAUAGUACCAUAUCACUAUUUUAUGACAUUUACACUUCAUAUGUAAAAAAUAAAUUGCCACUAGAUACGGAUUAAUUUAUAUAUGCAUAAAAUACUGCUGUGAUAAAAUGAUUUUGAAUCUUUUCAAUUCAGGGAAUUUACAUUGUUGAUUCUUUAUAUAAAGGCAAUCAUUAGAAAAUGUAAUGUAGCAGAGUAAUAGUGUAUGUCUUGUGGGAGGUUUAGUACAAAUGCCACUUUGAUAUUGACAAUACUAUUGUAAUUUUGCUACAAAGUAAAUAAACAAACUUAUGAGUCA